Messenger RNA from Phytophthora sojae, 381 nucleotides. RefSeq lists its product as hypothetical. NCBI's taxonomy places the organism in Eukaryota, Oomycota, Peronosporomycetes, Peronosporales, Peronosporaceae. The transcript has 2 exons. The record is from RefSeq and is a predicted model, not a curated record. Bases 1 to 381 code for a protein of 126 amino acids.
AUGAGCCCAACGCCCACGGCGACGCCACCGACGACGCGGUCUAAGCUCUUGGAGCCGCUGCUGUCCCCGUGCCUGGUCAAGUCGGUGAUGGCGCUGUCGGUGGCCAAGUCGCCGCGUCGGCCUGCGGGAGUGAACGGGUUGCUUCCGACUCGAGCAAAGGCCCAGCUACAUCUUGGGAUGUAUGCUUCGAACUCGUCGGCAGCAGGCUCGAGCGCAUUCAGCCAGUUCCUGACUGCUCGUCGACAGCGAGGGAAAACCGACUCUCUCAGCGAAGACAUGGGUACCAGCCCGGCCAUGCAGCAACAGCAGCAGCAGUUCGUUCCUGGUCCGCCGCAGCCAGUCCCGUUCCAGCACGCGCCCGCGCCGGACCCGCUCCAUUAG